Prunus avium (sweet cherry) is the source of this 3020-nucleotide messenger RNA. NCBI's taxonomy places the organism in Eukaryota, Viridiplantae, Streptophyta, Magnoliopsida, Rosales, Rosaceae. The record is from RefSeq and is a predicted model, not a curated record.
CAAAAAACUGAGUCAAAGGACUCGGCCACAUUAAAAUCGAAACCCACACCCAAAGCAAUUUCCACUCUUAUAUCGCAACUCAGGCAGUAGAAGAAGAAGAAAACGAGCAAAGAGGAGGAGCUUCAAAUUCUUCAUUGGUUGAUAAGUUGUUUCUGCGAUGCACCGUGUGGGUAGUGCAGGGAACACAGCCAAUUCCACUCGCCCUCGUAAAGAGAAGAGAUUAACAUAUGUGUUGAGUGAUGCUGAUGACACAAAGCAUUGUGCCGGCAUAAAUUGUUUGGCUGUAUUGAAGGCAUCAGUGUCUGGGUGUGAUUACCUGUUCACUGGAAGCCGUGAUGGCACACUAAAAAGGUGGGCGCUGGCUGAAGAUGCUGCUACAUGCUCAGCAACCUUUGAGUCUCAUGUGGACUGGGUUAAUGAUGCUGUUCUUGCAGGUGAUAAUACGCUUGUUUCUUGUUCUUCAGAUACUACCCUCAAGACUUGGAAUUGCUUGUCGAAUGGAACUUGUACCAGAACUCUUCGUCAGCAUUCUGACUAUGUCACUUGUCUUGCCGUGGCAGAAAAAAAUAGCAAUGUUGUUGCCUCUGGGGGACUUGGAGGGGAGGUAUUCGUAUGGGAUCUUGAAGCAGCUCUUACUCCGGUCUCAAAGUCAGGUGAUUCAAUGGAAGAUGACUCUUCAAAUGUUGUCAAUGGUUCUGGAAAUGCACUACCGAUUACAAGUUUACGUACUAUCAGCUCUAGCAACAGUAUUUCUGUGCACACAACUCAGUCGCAUGGAUAUGUUCCAGUUCCUGCCAAAGGCCAUAAGGAAUCAGUUUAUGCUUUGGCAAUGAAUGAUAGUGGAUCACUCCUUGUCUCUGGUGGAACAGAGAAGGUUGUGCGUGUUUGGGACCCUAGAACUGGUUCGAAGACCAUGAAACUAAGAGGGCAUACAGACAAUAUCAGGGCUCUGCUUCUUGAUUCUACUGGAAGAUACUGCUUAUCAGGAUCUUCUGAUUCUAUGAUCAGGCUAUGGGAUCUUGGUCAGCAACGAUGUGUGCAUUCUUAUGCUGUGCACACAGAUUCUGUUUGGGCACUUGCCAGUACCCCGACAUUUAGUCAUGUAUAUAGUGGUGGGAGGGACCUUUCUUUAUACUUGACAGACUUGGCCACAAGAGAGAGUCUUUUGCUUUGCACUGGGGAACACCCCAUUCUGCAGUUGGCCUUACAUGACGAUAGUAUAUGGGCUGCAACAACGGAUUCUUCAGUUCAUAGAUGGCCUGCUGAAGGGCGCAAUCCUCAGAAGAUUAUUCAAAGAGGUGGUGCAUUCUUGGCUGGAAAUUUGUCCUUUUCAAGAGCAAGGGUGUCCCUAGAAGGAUCAACCCUAGUCCCUGUUUAUAAAGAACCAAUAUUUACGAUUCCUGGAACUCCUGGAAUAGUGCAGCAUGAAAUAUUAAACAAUAGAAGGCAUGUCUUGACAAAGGAUACUGCUGGUUCGGUCAAGUUGUGGGAGAUUACUCGGGGUGUUGUUAUUGAGGAUUAUGGAAAGGCCACAUUUGAGGAGAAAAAAGAAGAGCUUUUUGAGAUGGUGAGCAUUCCUGCAUGGUUCACAGUGGAUACCAGGCUUGGAAGUUUAUCUGUACAUCUGGACACCCCACAAUGCUUUUCAGCAGAGAUGUAUUCAGUAGACCUUAACAUUGUGGGGAAGCCUGAGAGGAUUAUUAGGCAAAUCUAUGUUAAUCUAGCACGAGAAACCCUUAAAGGGCUCUUGGCUCACUGGUUGGCAAAAAGAAAGCAAAGAUUUGGAGUGCAAGCAUCUGCUAAUGGGGAUGCACCAUCUGGAAAGGAAGUUACCACUAGAAGUAUUACGCAUUCAAGAAUUGAGGUGGAUAGUAAUACUGAAAACGAUUCAAUGGUCUAUCCUCCCUUUGAAUUUUCUACAGCUUCCCCUCCUUCGGUUAUAACUGAGGGCUCUCAGGGAGGCCCAUGGAGGAAGAAAAUCACUGACCUAGAUGGUACUGAAGAUGAGAAGGACUUUCCUUGGUGGUGUCUCGAUUGCGUGUUGAAUAAUCGCCUACCCCCUAGAGAGAACACCAAGUGCAGUUUUUAUCUACAUCCAUGCGAAGGUUCAGCUGUUCAGAUCCUCACACAAGGGAAACUUAGUGCACCUCGUAUAUUACGAAUUCAUAAAGUUGUUAAUUAUGUAAUUGAAAAGAUGGUCCUUGACAAACCAUUGGAUAGUGCAAAUCCUGAUACAACACUUGCUCCUGGUAUUGCUGGAGGACCAGUGCAACUAUCAGCCAUUGGAGAUGGAUCUUUUCGAUCUGGAUUGAAGCCAUGGCAAAAGCUUAAGCCUUCUAUAGAGAUAUUGUGCAAUAAUCAGGUCUUGUCCCCAGAAAUGAGCUUAGCCACAGUGCGGGCUUAUAUAUGGAAGAAAUCUGAGGACCUGAUUCUCAAUUACAGGGUGGUUCAGGGAAGGUGAUUGUGUGCUAGAUUCCGGAGGUGAUAUUGUGUUUAAGAUAAAGGGGAAAUAUUGAUUUUUCUGGGGAAGCUCUUGGUAUUCAGAAAUACAUUUGUAAAGUUUGAAAACCAAUUGAUUGCGGAAUCCAGUGGCAUCCCCCAAAACUUGCCAAGACGGCUCUGGUUAAGCAUGUUCCUUGUUGGGCAGGUUGGGCACCCAUAAAUCUUGAACUUUGUCGCUGACAUGAAAGCUUUUGCUGGACGCUGCAGAUUUUCUCAAUUGGUUGUCUGCAUGUGACAGUAGAUAGAGUUUUCGACUGUGGAUGAGAAAUUAACAGGAAGUAUCUUGGAACUUCCCAAGAGCCGAAUUAGACACAUGAUGAUGAAAGAUUUGUAGAUUUGUACUGUCAGUUAUGAUACUUAGCCAUAGAAUAUUCUAUUGUGAAGGGGAUUUUAAUUUCUUUUUUGUUUCAUGGAAUAAGACAGUCCCAUUUCAAUUCCAUAUCCAGACUUGUGCUGCUCUUUAAUGUAGUUCCUAUUUUAUAUAAGAUCAUACUAAAUGAAAUCCCAAUUUUGCAUUA